UCGUCUUGGUACUGGCGGUACUGGGUCGAAAUACAAAAGCGACUGCGCCUAGCGCACUUUACAUGUUUAUUAAGCUAUGAGUAAAGCCAUUAAACGAAUUGAUCGUGCAAGUGUUCACAGGAUAUGUUCGGGGCAAGUUGUGUUAAAUCUUGCUAUGGCAGUAAAAGAGCUUGUGGAAAACAGCGUGGAUGCCGGAGCAAAGAACGUUUGUGUACGACUCGUAGAGUAUGGAAGCAAACUCGUAGAAGUAACAGAUGACGGGGAGGGUGUCGAGGAAGAAAACUUCGAAGGCCUUUGCUUGAAGUAUCACACCUCUAAGCUCAGAGAGUUUUCGGACCUAGAGCAGGUGGGAACUUUUGGAUUCCGUGGUGAGGCGCUGAGCUCACUGUGCGCUCUCAGCGAAGUUGUUGUCAGCACCUGCCAUCGAACUGCGUCACAAGGUACACAGCUCAAGUUUGACAACCACGGCAAUGUCACCUCCAAGACUGUAUGCGCACGAGAGCGAGGUACAACGGUGAGCCUGCACAACCUUUUUUCUACUCUUCCCGUGAGGCGUAAAGAGUUCACGGCGAACUUGAAGAGAGAGUUCAACAAGAUGGUCAACCUGUUGACGGGAUACUGCUUGUCGGCACCACAGGUCACCAUCGUGUGCACCAACCUUCUCGAGAACGGCCGCAAACAGACAGUGCUCACCAGCCAGGGUGCUUCUUCCGUUCGGGAAAGUAUAUCCACCUUGUUUGGCAGCAAAGAGGUCGGAAAACUGCUCGAAAUACGGCAAGAAUUUCCAUCGUCCGAUGUCCUGGAAGAAUAUUCUCUUUCCAAGCUCACUCCCGAAGACGCCGAACAUAUCAGAGUGGAAGGGUAUGUAUCAUCGUGUGCCCACGGGUCCGGACGCAGUUCGGCGGACCGUCAGUUCUUUGCCAUCAAUAAUCGUCCGUGCGAUUUACCGAAGUUGUCCAGGGUAGUAAACGCAACGUACCACAUGUUCAAUCGACACCAGUACCCAUUUGCGUACAUCAGUGUCGCCAUGGAAACAGACACCAUCGACAUCAACGUUACACCUGACAAACGUUCCAUACUUGUCCACAAGGAAGCUCUUCUGCUCGCUAUAGUCAAGUCUUCUCUGCUGACCAUGUUUCGUGCCGUUGCUGGGACGUACGAAAAGCAAAACUCUUUUUCCUCACAAACAAAGAGUCCCCUGUCUUCCUUCUUGAGCCAGUCGUCUACCUCACCAGCGAGUUCACCAGCAGGUACACCUACGAGCCCAGCAAGCAAGAGGGCACGUCACGAAAGUCCUUCACCGCGAACAAUGCUGCCACUGUCGCUGAAAAAUUUUAAGUUUGACCGUACUGGGUCCGCACUGAAAGGAUCUCCCGCAGCAUCAUCUACCCCGUCUACGGCUUGUGCUUCAGAGAGGAUGUUUACGACACCUUCUUCGAGUACUAGAGAGGUUGUCGAAGAGUCUCCUAUGUCGGCAGAAUUUCACGUGCAAGAAAAUAGACCAGAUUCUAAAGAGCAUUGCACGUAUUCCCUUAAAACGACAACCCUCGCAGAGACAAACCAAAGUGUCACCGAAAGGCAGCUGAAUGCUUCUAAGAAGACGAGACGAAACAUAUUUCCUGGUAUGCCUGGUAAAACAAAGCCCGUGUCGGGGGUGGACGCUUUGCGAGCGUUUCAGUUCAAAUCGCGGAAAUCUGGUGGUGAGGAUAUCGCACAAAACGACGUCCACGGCGAAGAUGAGUCUCAAGAAAGCGUGGACGACUGCGCACCUUUCCUUUUGGAUGAUGAGCCUUCCAUCAACGAUGAUGCUGCGAUGAUGGAAGAGGAUAACGAAGAUCCUUUACAAUGUCGUUUGAGCCAACACCAUCCACAGGUCGUUGACAAGGUCGACAACAUUGCGGAAGAAGACUGUGAAGGACUGCUCGACGUAGAUGAACCCUGCGAUAUUGCUCGUCGAGAACGGAAGUUGGAAUUCAGCUUUUCUCAUGUUGUUGCUGCUUUGAAGAGCAAUGAUUCUAAAAAGGCAGAUCUAGAUUCGUAUGCGAGGAGGUUUAUAGCCAGCAUUGAGCCAGGUGCAAAUGCUGCGGCAGAGAAAGAGCUGGACAGGGAGAUCAGCAAGGACAAGUUCGCUCAGAUGGAGGUCAUAGGACAGUUCAAUCUGGGAUUUGUCGUUGUGAGGUUGGAAGAAGACCUGUUCAUCAUCGACCAACAUGCUGCCGACGAGAAAUACAACUUCGAAAUGCUGCAGCGGGAUACCGUGAUGCAGACGCAGAAGUUGCUCCUGCCGCAGGAAUUGGAGUUGACGGCCGUGAACGAAUCAGUUCUACUGGAAAACAUGGGAGUGUUUGAGACCAACGGCUUUGGCUUCAUGGUGGACGAGUCGAGGCCCAUGGGACGAAGGGUAGCAUUGGUCAGCAUUCCAGUCUGCGGGAGUUCGCAGUUCGGAAAGGAAGAUGUAAAUGAACUCAUUUUUAUGCUGAGUGACAACCCGCACACAAUGUGUCGGCCAUCGAAAGUUCAGCAGGUGUUUGCCAUGCGAGCGUGUCGCAAGUCCAUCAUGGUCGGAACACCUCUGACGGCUGCCAUCAUGAAGAAGAUCGUUGGCCACCUUGGGGAACUGGAACACCCAUGGAACUGCCCACACGGUCGGCCGACCAUGAGACACCUUGUCAGUCUUGCUACUCUACCAUAAAACGAGCAAUACUUUCAAAGAAUCUUGGAAAAGUACGCAUUUUACAUGAAACAUACGGGACAUAGGUGAAGCCAGCAUCAAAACAAGGCAUCGCAGCGUACGUUGAAGCAAGUUGGACAAUACAUUACGCUCAAAAUGCUUGUAAAUAUGUACAAUAUGUGUAAAUAAACAAACAUUUUUUUUA
Molecule: messenger RNA, 2876 nt
Organism: Ornithodoros turicata
Lineage: Eukaryota; Metazoa; Arthropoda; Arachnida; Ixodida; Argasidae
Gene: Pms2
Product: mismatch repair endonuclease PMS2-like
Exons: 21
Coding region: 77-2692 (871 amino acids)
Biological process (GO): mismatch repair
Cellular component (GO): MutLalpha complex
Molecular function (GO): ATP-dependent DNA damage sensor activity; mismatched DNA binding; ATP binding
Source: RefSeq, a predicted model, not a curated record